CAAAGUCUCACAGAGGUUUUAAAGCAAAUCAAGAAGAAUAUCCACAAGAAAAUCAAGAAGGCGGCAUGAAAGCUUUCCGGCAACGUUCUCUGUCGGACCGCCGCGUAGAAUUGGUCAAAAACUCAGGAAAGGAAUGAAAAAGACAGCACGGGCAAAUCCAAGAUAUCAAAGAAAAUCAGGGGUCAGAUCGCGAAAAACAUAAUCAUACAGAAACCAUAUCGGGUUGGUUGUUUGGUUGGUCAGUCCCUACUCCCUUCUGGCCUUUCCCUGUCAAUUGGGAAUAGUCCACACUAAAGAAGAAGAAGAAGAAGAGCCCGGGGAAGAACGGUGCCUGAAUAGUUGAUUAAUUUUGUUGAAUUUAUGUUCAGUUGUUAAUCUAAUUGGGAGUCGCGUUCCUCGGAUUGCAAGACUUUCAUUUCCAAUCGAAGCAUAUCAUCUGCGAUUUGUGUUUAGGAAUUGUUGUUGUUUGUGUGUUUUUUAAUCAUAUGGCAAACUCAAAGGGAGGGUCAUCCAGUGGCAUAAGGAAUAUGAUGUACAAUGCGAAGAACUCUUUACUGCCACCUAAAAGUCCGUUUCCGAUCAUGACCCCAUCGUCCUAUGUCCAUACUGCAAUGGCCACACAAAAGGGCAUUCCUGUCCAGAAGCCAAACAACCACCAGCGCACUUCGUCCGAGAGCUUUCUGAUGGACGAACAGCCAUCCUGGCUCGAUGACCUCCUCAAUGAAGAGCCCGACACCCCUGUGCGAAGGGGAGCUCAUCGCCGUUCCUCCAGUGACUCUUUUGCGUAUUUGGAUGCUGCCAAUCUUUCAAGCUUUGAUCACGCUUUUCAAAAUUCUUGGGGGCCCCACCGCGAGUUCAAUCAGCCCGGAGAUGGUUGGCGCGCUGCUGCUUUUUAUGCGGAUUCUAAUCUGUCAACUAGACACAAUAGUCAGGCAAGAGAUGCAUCUCCUGCACGUAAACUUGUGGUUCCUUCUCCAAGAGAAAGUAAUGUUGGGGUUCAACAUAUGGGAACAAUGCCACAAGGAGCUGAUGGGACCCAGUCUCUGACAAGCGAGAAGCGGGACCCGGUUGAAUCUGGACCAGUGGAUUCAAAAAGCUCUGCCGAAAAGAAGGAAUCCAAAACUUCUGCCUCAGAAUCAGACACAAAGCGUGCUAAGCAGCAAUUUGCGCAACGUUCACGAGUUCGGAAGCUUCAAUACAUUGCUGAGCUGGAAAGAAAUGUCCAAGCUCUACAGGCUGAAGGUUGUGAGGUUUCGGCUGAGCUCGAAUUCCUCAACCAGCGAAAUCUGAUUAUGAACAUGGAGAAUAAAGCUCUAAAGCAGCGACUAGAAAGUUUAGCUCAAGAACAACUUAUAAAGUAUUUUGAGCAAGAAGUAUUAGAGAGGGAAAGAGGGAGACUGCGCUCCUUGUAUCAGCAGCAGCAGCAACAAAACAAAACAAACCAGCAGCAGGCAUCUACUGGUCAUAGGCGAACCACAAGUAGAGAUCGUCUCGAUCAACAAUUUUCAAACCUUUCUUUGAAAAACAAGGAAGCCGCUUCCUCUGAUCACGAACCCCCCAUCUCUGGCCAACUCCAAACCUGACCUCCAUUCCGUUCAUUGAGCCAAAGCUUCCGCUUUUAUCAUAAUCUGCUGACUUUUCCUUCAGCCAGUAUGGCCUGAAACUAUAAUCAGAGUGUCGCGUCAUUAUUUAAGCUUAUUUCAUACUUUCGUUCUUUCUUUUUUUUCAUUUUUCCCUUUUGAGAUGUUUAAUGUGCACCUGGCUGGUGAUUGGUGUGCCAGGAAAUAUAAUGUUUUCUGGCAAUUGCUGGCCUGGGGUGAUUGUU
This is a messenger RNA of Cuscuta campestris, 1825 nucleotides long. The record is from the annotation of a GenBank genome assembly. Lineage: Eukaryota; Viridiplantae; Streptophyta; Magnoliopsida; Solanales; Convolvulaceae.